Molecule: messenger RNA, 5202 nt
Organism: Fibroporia radiculosa
Lineage: Eukaryota; Fungi; Basidiomycota; Agaricomycetes; Polyporales; Fibroporiaceae
Exons: 7
Coding region: 1-5202 (1733 amino acids)
Molecular function (GO): protein binding
Source: RefSeq, a predicted model, not a curated record
AUGUCGAUCCCUACGUCAAUGACAGCUGUAUUGGACCGUCCAGAACCACCACUUUCGGAUGGUUCCUCUCCUCUGUCGAGCUCGCCCCAGCUUAUCACCACAAUUGAAAGUGCAGCUGUUUCGAUCGUCACAUCUGCACUUUCCAACGAACGACCAAGAGGAGAUGAUGCGAAUGUCUGUAAUCACUCCACGCAUUCGUCAAGCGUCCCAUCGCGUGGUUCUGAAAUUGAAGGUGCCACUACAUCUACCUACCCCGGCACAAUGCCGCCGAAUGAUGGAGACAACAUGCCUAAACCGGCGAAAAAGACAAAGAAAAAGAAGUUGCGAAAGAAAGCUGCGACAAGAGAGGAAAAAUCUGCGAGCACCUUGGAUUCGCUUUCACCUACACCAGCGGAAGUUACUCACACGACGUUGCCGGAUAUCGAUGAGGAUUCUUCGCAAUUGUUGCAGCGCGCCAUGUCAUUCAUUGACGGUUAUAAUCACCGUGGCGACAUCGCCAACGUUGACAAUGCCAUAGCAAGUUUGGACGCUGCUGCACAAUCCGUGGCAGCGCCUGAUUCACUUCGGAUAACAUGUCUAGGCCAGCUCGGGCUUGCGCUUGGGCAUCGUUACGAGCGGCGAAGAAACCCUGAUGAUAUUACAAUGGCAAUUGUGGUCUUCGAAGAAGUUCUUUCACUGAUUGAAGAUGACGACUUCCGAAAACCUUUCACUUUGGGUCAUCUGGGUCGCUCUCUGUGGUCGCGCUUUAAGCAGCUGGGAGAUCCCGCUGACAUCCAUAAAUCCAUCUCAAUGAUGCAGUUCGCGUUGCGGCUUACACCUGAUGGCCACCCGGACAAACCCACUGAACUGAACAUGCUCGGUGUGUCGUUGUUGAGCCGCUUUGAGCUCUUAGGCGACCUUGCCGACAUCGAUGAGUCGGUUUCCGUGAUGGAAGAUGCACUCCGACUCACCCCAGGAAGCCAUGUCCGUCGACGCAACCAUUUCAGCACCCUCGGGGUCGCCUACUUAAGGCGAUUCGAGCGGCUGCCAGACGUUCUUGCCGAUCGAGACAGAUCGAUAUCAGCAUUUGAACAUGCACUACGGCUCACUCCGGAUCACCAUUGCGACGCUUCCAUUGUCUUCAACAACUCGGUGUUGACCCGCUUUCCGCGACCAGAUGACUUUGUUGACAUCAGCGAGUCAAUUGUGGCGAAGGAAGGCGCAGUACUGCCUCUCCUAGAUGGAAGUCCCGAAACAUCGGACACGCCCACGCGUGGAACACCCUGCCAUUUUCAUGAGCUUGGGAUCAUGUUCUUAGGAUGCUUCGGGAAGCUAGGGGAUCCCACCGACAUUAACACAUCCAUUGUUCUACUAGAAUAUGCAGUCAGACUCACUCUUGAUUCCCAUCCUCACAAGCCUGACCAUUUGGCCAGCCUUGGCACUGCGUUCUGGAGCCGCUUCGAGCAGUUGGAUGACCACGCUGACCUCAACAAAGUGAUUUCUGUAAUGGAUGAGGUGGUACGGAUCACCCCCGAUGACUAUCCCGCCAAGUCUGGCAGUUUAAGCAAUCUUGCGUACUCAUUGUUUACACGCUUCACGCGGCUAGGCGAAAUCACCGACCUUAACAAGUCCAUAUCUGCAAUGGAAAAUGCAGUGCGACUCACUCCAGAUGGAGAUCUUCAGAAGCCUUGCCUUUUGAACAACCUCGGAAAGUCGCUUUUGAAUCGCUAUGAAAAACUCGGUGACCUCGGUGACCUCGGUGACCUCAAUACGUCGAUACUGAUAUCAGAAGAUGCAGUACGAAUCACUCCCGAUGGCCAUCCUCACAUGCAUCAACAUCUAAGCGAUCUUGGAUCCGUGUUCUCUGACCGAUUCAAGCGGCUAGGCGAACUCACUGACCUUAACAAGUCCAUAUCAGUGAUGGAAGAAGCAGUACGAGUCACUCCUGACGGAUAUCCCCAGAAGCCUUGCCGUUUGAAUAACCUCGGCAAUUGGCUCUUGGAACGCUUCGAGCGUUUUGGCGACCUCGCUGAUCUCAAUAUGUCGACGUCUAUAUCCAAAGAUGCAGUCCGACUCACUCCCGACGAUCAUCCUCACAAGCAAAUGCAUCUUUAUGACCUUGGAAACGUGUUCUCUCGCCGCUUCGAUCGAUUGGGUGAACUCGCUGAUCUCGACAAGUCUAUGUCUAUAAUGGAGGAUGUGGUACGACUCACCCCCGACGAACAUCCUCAGAAGUCCUGUCGUUUAAAUAAUCUUGGGAAGUCACUUUCCAGUCGCUUCGAGCGACUCGGUGACCUUGCUGACCUUGAAAAGUCGAUGUCUAUAUUAAAAGACGCAGUCCGACUCACCCCUGAUGACCACUCCCACAAGCAUACACAUUUACACGACCUUGGAACCGGGUUCUCCCACCGCUUCAAGCGAUUAGGCGAGCUCUCUGACCUCAAUGAGGCCAUAUCUGUGAUGGAAGAGGCAGUCAGUCUCACUCCUGAUGGACAUCCUCAGAAGUCUUGUCGUCUAAACAGCCUGGGGAAGUCUCUCUCGAAUCGCUUCGAACGGCUUGGUGAACUUGGCGACCUCAAUAUGUCGAUAUCCAUUUUGGAACAAGCUGUCUGGAUCACGCCAGAUAAUCAUCCUCAUAAACCUCAGCAUUUGAUGGACCUUGGAAAUGCAUUCUCUCGUCGAUUCAAGCGGUUGGACGACCUCGCUGAUCUCGAUAUGUCGAUUUCUGUACUAGAAGAUGCGGCGCAAGCCAUGCCUGACGACCAUUCUAAUAAGCCUGCUCAUCUGAACAACCUCGGCAGCGCGAUCCUUAAUCGCUUCGAGCGGCUUGGCGAUCUCGUUGACCUUGACAAGUCGAUUUCUGCGAUGGAAGAUGCAGUACAACUUAUUCCACCUGACCAUUCUGACAAGCGUAUGUGUUUGAACAGCCUCGGCAGCUCCAUAUUGUACCGUUUCAGGCUGCUGGGUAACCUCGUCGACCUCGAUAAGUCAAUUUCUGUGAUGGAAGAUGUAAUUCAACUCACCCCCGACGAUCAUCCCGACAAACCUGGCUAUUUCAGCAAUUUAGGUAAUUCUAUCCGGCAGCGUUUCGAACGACUGGGAAACCUCGCUGACCUCGACAAGUCGAUUUCUAUAAUGGAGGAUGUGGUGCAACUCACCCCCGAUGAUCAUCCCGAAAAGCCCGGCCGUUUGUCCGACCUAGGCGUCGGGUUCGCCCAUCGCUUUAGGCGGCUAGAUGAAUUGACUGACCUCACCAGGUCGGUUUCGUUGUUCGAAGACGCUGUGCGACUCACUCCUGAUGAUCGCCCCAAGAAGCCUUGCCUCUUGAUCAAUCUUGGCCACUCGCUCUCCAAGCGCUUUGAGCGGCUUGGUGACCUCGCCGACUUAGACAAGUCUGUCUCCAUGAUGGAAGAGGCGGUGCAGUACACUCCCGACGGACAUUCCCACAGGUCUAGCCAUUUGAGUGGCCUUGGUAGCGCAUUUUGGAUACGCUACCAACGCCUCGGCGACCUUGGUGCCCUCGAAAGUGCCAUGUUGUGUUUCUCAAAUGCGGCGCGCUCCUCAGUGGGUCCCUCUUCUGCGCGUCUUAAUGCAUCUUUGCGAUGGAUUGCAUGCGCUCGUCUUAUGGAUUCGAAUGCUCUUCUUGAUGCAUAUACCACGGCUAUCAACCUUAUACCGCAAGUAGCAUGGCUUGGGUUACCCCUCCAGGACCGCCACCGCGAGCUCUUAGAAGCAGCCGAUGUAGUACGAGAUGCAGCUGCUGCCGCUCUCGAACGCGAAGACUGCGACACUGCCAUUGAAUGGCUCGAGCAAGGUCGCUCAGUUGUAUGGAAUCAGCUGCUGCAGCUUCGGACCCCACUUGAUGAGCUGCAAGCUGAUCAUCCUGUACUCGCGAAUAGACUUCGGCAAAUCUCAAACGAACUGGACCAGGGCAGCGGUCAUGACGUGGUCGGAAUCGGACAAACGGAGCAAUGUGAUGGAUUAUUAUCGGAUGGACAAGCUCGACGACAUCGUGCACUCGCGAUGGAGCGCGACAAGCUUCUUGUCGAGGUCCGGUCCCUGCAAGGUUUUGAGAGAUUCUUGUUGCCAAAGACUGUACAACAGCUUGCUCCUUCGGCACAUUCGGGACCUGUCGUCAUCCUAAACGCCAGUCGACACAGAUGUGACGCGUUAAUCAUGACGACUAACUCGAACAACGUGCUUCACGUACCUCUCGUUGAUAUCACUUACGAGCAAGCGGCAAAUAUGCAGCAAACCCUAAAUCAGUUACUCGCGAGCCAUGGCCGUGUCAUCCCAUCCAUUGACCGAGCUAUGGCGUUUGCCUCAACGAAAUACAGUCCAGAAGAGUUGUUCAAGCGAAUUCUGUCUCGGUUGUGGACGAAAGUUGUUAAGCCAGUGUUGGACGCCCUUGGUCUCCGGGCUCUGAAAGACCCCUCUCGUGUUUUCUGGUGUCCUACCGGCCCGUUUUCAUUUCUCCCCAUCCACGCUGCAGGUCUUCAUGACAUCGCCGAGCCUGGAUCCAAGCUUUCCGACUACAUCAUUUCAUCGUACACGCCUACUCUGAGUGCCCUCGUGCCCCCGCAGGACGACGGCGCCACUCCAAGCAAUACGUCCCGUACACACCUUCUUGCUGUCCCUCAGCAGAAAUCAGAUGGGCAGCGUUGGCUGCCAGGUUCACAGAGAGAACUGAAUUAUAUGAGGAUGACACUCGAGAGCCUCUCAUCCUCAUCCGUCUCUCUCAUGGAGUCCAGUGGGACUGUGGAAGAUGUGCUCGCCAAGAUGAAGGAGUCAGAUUGGGUCCAUUUUGCAUGUCAUGGAAUGCAGGACGUCCGCAGCCCCCUCGACAGUGGACUUGCACUCGCUGAUGGCCGUCGGCUGAAACUGACCGAUAUCAUCAAGCUAGCACGUCGUCGUCGUGGACUUGCGUUCCUAUCUGCGUGUCAGACCGCUACGGGGAGCAAGAACCUUCCUGACGAGGCAGUUCAUCUCGCUGCAGGCAUGUUACUGGCUGGCUAUGGCGGCGUAAUUGCUACGAUGUGGUCGAUACAGGACAGUGAUGCACCUGAGGUAGCGAAGAGCGUGUACGAGCAGUUGUUCCGGGAGGGCACUCCGCCCGACUACGGGCAGGCUGCGCGGGCAUUGCACUAUGCGGUUGAGCGUCUCCGUCAGGAGCGCAACGUAUCUUUCGUGUCUUGGGUUCCAUUCAUACACAUUGGUCUGUGA